AUUAUCAUUUAUUUACAACUCGUAAACGUGUACUCGGGCUUGGCUUUGGGAGGUAAACACCUGAAAGCCUUCUACGUGAUUGGUUGGGGAGUUCCGGUUGUCCUUGUCCCUAUAUUAGUCGGUGCAAAUGAUCGAAAAGAUUUUAUAACCGAUCGUGCCUGCUGGUGCCGUGGUGAUGGUGCGUUGUUUUGGACAUUUGUCUGUACAAUAAUCGUGGUCUUACUGAUCAACUUGGUUAUUUUCGUUUUGGCGUUAAGAAAUGCUUUAUCCUCCAGCCAAAUAAGAACCCCUCAUUCAGAAGCUGACACAAAGCUGAGAAAAGCAAAAAUUGGUGUCAAAGGUUCGGCCAUCCUUCUUCCAAUACUUGGACUAACCUGGGUGUUUGCUUUGUUGGUGUUCAAUCGUGAUGCAAUUUUCUUUAAAUAUCUUUUCGCGAUAUUUAACUCUCUCCAAGGCCUAAUGAUAUUCGUUUUUCAUGUGCUGAUAAAUAAAAAGGUUCAUGACGCAAUUAGCAGUGUAAAGAAAGCCAGAAAUGCAAGGGACACCAAUGCCAAUGUCGCUUUAACUGUUGCAACAACUGAAACCAGCCCUACCAAAUCAAAAAUUCCAACAGUUUCUGUUUUCGUGGAACAGGACAACAAAUCACUGGAUGGCGAAAAGUUUAUUCUCACUCCUUUAAAAUCUUAG
Molecule: messenger RNA, 687 nt
Organism: Dendronephthya gigantea
Lineage: Eukaryota; Metazoa; Cnidaria; Anthozoa; Malacalcyonacea; Nephtheidae
Product: adhesion G-protein coupled receptor D1-like
Exons: 5
Biological process (GO): cell surface receptor signaling pathway; adenylate cyclase-activating G protein-coupled receptor signaling pathway
Cellular component (GO): membrane
Molecular function (GO): G protein-coupled receptor activity
Source: RefSeq, a predicted model, not a curated record